ACAUAGCUUUCUUCCGUCGAAGUAUCUGUUCUGACCGUCGCUUCUAUACUUCAUGAUACGGACUCACUGUCUUCUACUAAUCAAUUGUCACCAAUCAUGUCGUCAACCAAUCCUCAGCGGAUCCUGGAGUUCAAUUACGACAUAUCCUGUCCCUUCGCCUACAUAGCCUCAACACGCGUACAGUCACUAGCCCAUCGCACUCACGCUACCCUGAUCUACAAACCCGUUCUCCUAGGCGCAAUUUACCGUGCAACAGCCGCACCUCAAGGCGCCGGCGGCUCAGCAUCCGAUGUCUUCAACUCAGCCAAGAAAGCGGUUACAGCGCAAGGCAUGCAACGUACAUUGCGCAGAUACAACAUUCGGUACAACCCGCCACCUCAGCAUCCUCGUAAAACGGUAAAUGCACUGCGUUUAUUGUACUGUGUCAAAGACCAUGAAAAGAGGAGGAUGUUGACAGACAGGUUGUUCCAAGCUUAUUGGGCAGAAGGCAAGGACGUGAAUUCCAAUGCUACCAUCCUGCAGAUUGCGAGGGAAUGCGGUAUUGAAGAUGUGGGUGAGGAAUCUUUCGCAAAUGCCGAUGCGAGGAAGGACCUAGAGACUGCUACUGCUGAAGCAAUCGAAAGAGGUGCUUUUGGUGUCCCUGGAUUCUGGGUCCCGGAUGCUCUAUGGACGAACGCGAAUGGUGAAGAAAAGCGAGGGCGGUUUUUCUGGGGUCAGGAUCGCAUGCAUUUCGUUGAGGCGACCUUACUCUCCCUUUCAUCAUCAUCACGGUCGCCAUCUGGAAAACCGUGGACACAUGUACCGGCACUCAAGAGCUUGAUGCCGCGGUGCGUACCCAGUAAUGAUCCUCAUGGCCGGGUAAAAGUCGAAUUCUGGUUCGACUUUAGCAGUCCGUGGGCGUUUUUGGGGUACACACAGUUGGAACGACUAAAGAAGACAUUUGGCAAGGACUUGGAAAUUGUCAUGAAGCCAUUUCUCCUGGGCAUCUUGUUCCGAGAGAUCGGUGCGCCAAAUCUGCCAAUGGCGGCGGUUAGUCCGGCGAAAGCGCUGUGGUCGAGACAAGACCAUGCGGACUGGACCGAGUACUGGAACGCGAUAAGUCGGCAAGAUGGUGGAAGAGAAGUCAAGUUCUAUUGGGCAGACAUCUUCCCCAUCCGGACACCGACUGUGUUGAGAGUUGCGCUUGUGGAACCGGAGACCACAAACCUGUUGUUCGAAGCAUGCUGGUCUCACAACCAAGACAUGUCCAACGACACCGUGCUCCGUACCGUUCUCGACCAAGGUGGUUUCAAUGGCGCUGAUCUUAUUGCUCGCGCGAACGAACCCGCAGUCAAAGCCAAGCUGCGGGCCGCUACCGCAGAGGCAAAAGACAUGGGUCUCUGUGGCGUACCCACGUAUCGUGUGCUGAGGCAGGGGGAUAAAGGGGAGUGGGAGGCGGUUGGUGGUCUGGUCUGGGGUCAAGACGAAAUCAACGUUGUCGAAGACCUAAUUGCUGGAUGGAAUCCUGAAAGUUCAGGACAAGCGGCUAGGGUGGUGAGGAAAGAGAAUGGCGCGGGUUCGAAAUUGUGAGUACGGUUAUUUCCAACCCACAACAAGACGCGAUGACUUGGUCGAAUCUACAACUGUGUUCAAAAGUGGUGAAGAUCAAAUUAUCGUACUAUUGUAUCAUGAUUCGUAAGUUAGAUACAUGGAGAAUUCGUCGCACAAAAAUAAGCCAUUACGCCAAAACCAUGCGCCUUCCCUGGGUAUCAAAAUAUAAAAAGAGUGUUAGUCGUACAUUGAGUAAAUGUUCGUAUCUCGUGUAGAGGUGUAGGGUAUAUGUCGUAAAGGUGCCUAGAAAGUAUGCGUGCCACGUGAACCUUGUAGAGAAGUGUCGACGAUAUCA
Molecule: messenger RNA, 1885 nt
Organism: Alternaria alternata
Lineage: Eukaryota; Fungi; Ascomycota; Dothideomycetes; Pleosporales; Pleosporaceae
Product: thioredoxin-like protein
Exons: 2
Coding region: 97-1569 (490 amino acids)
Biological process (GO): glutathione metabolic process
Cellular component (GO): mitochondrion; peroxisome
Molecular function (GO): glutathione transferase activity; glutathione peroxidase activity
Source: RefSeq, a predicted model, not a curated record